This is a messenger RNA of Penicillium argentinense, 3057 nucleotides long. RefSeq names its product putative capsular associated protein. Bases 1 to 3057 code for a protein of 1018 amino acids. The transcript has 7 exons. The record is from RefSeq and is a predicted model, not a curated record. Lineage: Eukaryota; Fungi; Ascomycota; Eurotiomycetes; Eurotiales; Aspergillaceae.
AUGGUCCUUUUAUCUGCCGACACUGGACUCAAGGUCUGUGUGGGAGUGUUCUUUCUGAGCUCCUUCUUUCUCGCCACGUCUUACAAUGCCACUUUUGCAUUUGGUAAGCCCACCUUCGCCCUUGGAGAGGCGACGCGUGCUGACUUUCCAGAUCGCCCGGUCAGCACGGCCGUGCUCGUCUGUUUCAUUGUCGGCGCAGUCUUUCUAGGUCUCGGCCAGUUCCUUCCAACAACAUCACGGACAUCUUCUCCGAGCAAGCGGGCUGGCGUUCCACUUGCCGAACAGUUUGAACUGUCGUCGCGAACGUCGUCACGGACCUCAUUAUCCUCUUUUUCGUCGCCUAUUUUGGGAAGCUCGGAGGAUCGUGCCCCAGUUCGAUCCCUAUACUGGUGGAAAUUUGGUCUACUGGUGGUUCUAUUUUGCCUCCGGGUUGAGCUCUUCCGUCAAAUAUCUCUCGCUUCGGAGUGCACGCCAGCUGGAUAUGCAUAUACUAUUCCCUUCGUGAUCUCCGUGUAUGACUUCUGGCGCCAUCAAAGACGUCGACCAAAGGAUGAAUACGUCCAUUCGCACCGUUUCCAAACCCCGGCAAUACAGGUUGCGUAUUCAUGUUGCCGUCGCGGUCUCUACUACUUCACUCAAAGUAGCUAUAGGGGCAUCUUGGCCGCGACGUUAAUCUUGAUUGGCGGUUAUGCUGCUGCGUCAUUCUAUGAUGGUACUCGAUCAACCUACAUCUGUCCUAUUGUCCUGCGUGUGGCAUCGCGGGUACAAGGUUUCCGGCUCCUCAAUGUGCUCCUUGAUUCUAUACUACUGAUUGGUGUGACUGAGCUAUGUCAAAAUGAUUCUGGAUUCGAAGGUAUCAGGCGGAAGCGAACGUUCUUGUCGCUGGGAGCUGGUCUCCUUGGAGCUGCUUUACUAUGGACUAUAAUAGGGGGUUUCGUCUCUAAUAGUCGUCCAGAGUACAUUGGUCAGCCCUUGCUAGAUCCCAGGUACUCACGCAGUGCUUUCAGCCAAGCAGUGCUGGUGUUGCUCUUUGCUCUGUCUGCUUGGCAAUUGUUACCUCAAUUUGGAAUCCUAGGACUUUCAAUCAUUGGAGGAUUCGUAUUCACGUACUUCUCGGCAACUUCAGCUCUGCUGAUGGGGCAAAUGCCGUUCCCAUUCAUCUCCUUGGCUCAUUCGAUUAUCCCUUUGGUUGCGUCUGGUACUGGUGUAGUCUUAUUCCUCCUCUCGCGCAUCAUUUCGGACGAAGAGUCUAAGGCUCUGUUCCGAGCCAAUAUCGCUCUCCAGAUACUCGUGGUCUUCCUCUGCUUUUUGGGCCUAUGCGUAACCUCGACCAAACACCACCUCACACAUACACACCCGAUUGAUCUUCUCAUCCACGAAGGAAGUGUCCAAUACGAAGAUUACCUGGCCAAGGCUGGCGCCAGCCAAACCUUGGAAGCUGCUGUUAUAGAAUAUCGGAGACGCUAUCAGCAACACCCGCCACCGGGCUUCGAUAAAUGGUACCAGUAUGCGAAUGAGCGUUCCUCAGUUAUAAUCGAUGAAUUUGAUCAGAUAUACAAGAAUUUGUUGCCGUUUCGAGCCCUUGAUCCCUCGCACAUCCGGGAGACUACACACCAAUUAGCGACAAACCCUUUCAAUGACCUCGGGGCAAUCAGCAUUCGCAAUGGAAAACCAGAGGUCCAAGAGGGAAUAAAACCGACCCAUGCCUGGAUGGUAAAAGGCGCUGCGCAAAUGAUUGAAAAGUUCUCGGAGCAUCUCCCUGACAUGGACAUUGUUUUGAAUCUGAAUGAUGAGCCGCGAGUAGCCGUGCCAUGGGCAAAGGCACUGCCUCUGAAACGGGAAGCACGGCUCAGGGAAGCUACUUCUGAAGCAGAACUAGUGGAUACCUGGUCGUCUAAAAGAAAAGAUGGCUGGAGAUCCAUCAAUCCAGCCCACCAAACGAAUGACACAAUUUUCACGGACGGUGCAUGGCGGGGCGUCUUUGAUCCGUAUGUGAGUGCCAUCUGUUCACCUUCUUCCAAAGCCCGCACACAGAGGAUCUGGAACCGUCAUGACAUCUGCCUGGACUGCACGGAGCCUCAUACCAUGGGCCAAUUUCCUGUGGACUUCAACCUUGCCUCGGACUUUUGCCAUCAGCCCGAUCUGGCCUAUCUUCACGGGCUGCUUAUCUCCCCCCGCCUCGUUCAAGAGCUGGUUCCCGUGUUCAGUCAAAGUGCUCUUUCCGGGUUCAGCGACAUCCUGUUUCCAAGUCCCUGGAACUACAUGGAUAAGGUCAAAUACAAGCCUUCUGAGGAAUUCCCCGAUCCGGAGUAUCAUGAGAAGGAUAAUACAUUGUACUGGGUGGGAAGCACAUCUGAAGGAUACAGCCAAUUCGAUGAGUGGAAAGGCAUCCCAAGACAGCGAUUUGCGCACCUGAUCAACAACAACACGGACAACUAUGUCUCCGUACUCCUACCUGUGAAUGAGCAUUCAUACAAAUACGAAAUCAUGGGUGGGUCUGCACCCGUUGACGACUUGCAUCUAAAAACGAAUGUCCACAUCGCCGAUCCCAUUACCCGUUGCGGGGACUGCGAGAAUCAGCACGACGAGUUGGGGACUAUUUCCUGGGUUGAUUUUCAAAACCAUUGGUCUCAUCGAUAUCUGUUUGAUCUCGAUGGUGCCGGGUUUAGCGGUCGGUUCUUGCCCUUCUUACAAAGUCGCAGUCUGCCCAUGAAGACUGGCCUCUUCCGCCAAUGGUUCGAUUCGCGAGUGGUCUCGUGGCUGCACUUUGUUCCCAUCGACAUCCGGCUUCAUGGUCUUUGGAGUACACUAGCAUAUUUCUCCGGUGUGCAUGUAUCGGAAGCUACUAGUAGCGACGCCGACCCUAACAAAUCGGCACCAAUGAGGAUGGAAUCCCAUACGAAGCAGGGCAAGUGGAUCGCCGACAACGGGCGCAAAUGGAGCAAUGUUGCACUGCGCAAGGAAGAUAUGGAAAUCUAUUUCUUCCGACUUUUGCUGGAGUGGGGGCGCCUUACAGAUGACCGGAGAGAUGUACUCGGCUAUAAGCUACCUGGCUAG